UAAACCUGGCACGCGCCCGGUGCGUGGUGCGUCCGUUGGGGGCCCAUGGCGGCUGAUAGCGCCGAGGGCCAUGAGGCAUGGGGCGAGGCGGUGGUCAUCGACCUCGGCAGCGCCUUCUGCCGGGCUGGCCUGGUGCAGAGCGGAUCUGACGAGCCCAUGGCGAGGUUUGAGUCGAUUGUCGGCACACCCAAGGCAUAUAUGUGCCAGACGCCUCCCAUCAUGGUGGGCAUGCCGCAGCCCGUCUACGUGGGUGAGAGAGCGCUGGGCCGCUGCGGGGUGCUGAUUUUGCAGAAACCCGUGGUCCGCGGCCUUGUGGCGGAUUGGCAGGCGGCGGAAAGAGUUUGGCACCACAUCUACUUCAACGAGCUGAGGGUCGUCCCAGAGGAGCACCCUGUGCUCCUUACAGAGGCUCCUCUUACGCCCAAGGCGGACCGGGAGAAGGUGACCCAGAUCAUGUUCGAAACCUUUGGCGUCCAGGCAUUGUAUGUGGCCGUACAGGCGGUGCUGACACUCUACGACUCGGGUCGUGCGACAGGCACGGUGGUGGAUCUCGGCGAGGGAGUCACCCGAGUGGUGCCCGUUUGCGACGGCUUCGCCAUGCCUCAUGCAGUGGCACAGUUGCACGUCGCCGGCCAGCACUUCACCGACUACUUGGCCUUGCUGCUGAAAGAGCGCGACGGGAUCGAGUUCUCCGGCCGCGCGGAGCGCGCGAUUCUGCGGGAGAUCAAGGAGACGUUGGGCUUUGUGGCGUUGGAUGAGGCGUCGUGUCAGAGCGCCAGUGACGAGGUCUACGAGCAGCCGGACGGGGUGCUGGUGAACGUGAGCAGCGAGCGCUGCCGCUGCUUCGAAGUCUUGUGGCGGCC
Messenger RNA from Effrenium voratum, 863 nucleotides. The record is from the annotation of a GenBank genome assembly. Lineage: Eukaryota; Dinophyceae; Suessiales; Symbiodiniaceae.